AUGGACUGGAACUAUGAACGUUAUGGCUUCGAGAUAUUUCCCUACUGCAGUGUUUUUGAUGAACCAGUAACUGUCAAAAAGGUAUCCAAUGCAGAACGCUACAGAUCUUACUUUGAGUACAAGACCCUGGAAGGAAUGAAUCCGCUAGACAUUCUUCACAGGUCUCGGUACAAGUGCACAAUCAUAGAGGCUCUUAACAGGCUCGGUUACAAUGUCUAUAGUUAUGACCAUCAAUCACAUGGUUUCUCCGAGGCAAAGACUGAAAGCAGAUGUCAUGUCAGUAGCUACAAUGAUUACAUUUAUGAUUUACUUCAGUUUGUGAGUAUAGUGAAAAGAGAUAAAUUUGGAGAUACUUCUCAGGCCUGGGAUGAUACCACGGCAAUAGCUAGUCAUGAGACGAAUAGAAAGAUCAUACUCAUGGGUUAUUCACUGGGAGGAAAUAUGGCGAUAAGAGCUGUGCAAAAGUUUUACAAGGAGAUAAAGAAUCCAAAAGCUAAAUUUGUAGAUGGUCUAAUUGGUCUUUCUACCAUGCUUAAUGUUGAUCCAUAUUUGGAUAGAUGGUACAAGAAGAUAGCAAGGCCAUUUGAAGAGGGUAUCGCCUGGAUGGAUCCAAAAUCAAAGAGCCCAUACCAAUAUCCAUAUGACAUUGCUCUCCAUUUUGAAAGAUUUGCCGAUUAUCAUACUGAUAUGCUCUACUAUAGUAAUACAUUCACUAGACGUGCGCGCAUGAUCCCUUUUAGUGCAUGCAGAAAGGUUAUGGAGGGGAAAAGAACCAAGUUUUAUCCCAAAGAUUUACCAACAUUAUUUGUCCAUAUCAGCAAUGAUAACCACUGUGAUGUAAAGGGUCCAAGGAAGAUGGUUAAUAAGAAACUCAAGGAAAGUAAGGUUGCGAAACUCGUAGAAUGGAAGGGAUGUGGACAUCAUAUGGUUGCCAUUCAGAUUGUCCCUAUUUUGGUACCACUGCUGGAGAAGUGGCUAAAUGGACACUUUUCAGAGAUGAAUGGAGAGAGACCAUUACAAGUUCCCUCUAGUGUUAAAGAGGACUCAGCAGUGCUCGCCCAGAAGAAACUCCGUAAUGUUGCACCUAAAUAA
Theileria equi strain WA is the source of this 1092-nucleotide messenger RNA. RefSeq lists its product as hypothetical. NCBI's taxonomy places the organism in Eukaryota, Apicomplexa, Aconoidasida, Piroplasmida, Theileriidae. Gene Ontology annotation, cellular component: membrane. The record is from RefSeq and is a predicted model, not a curated record. Gene Ontology annotation, molecular function: lipase activity. The coding region runs from base 1 to 1092 and encodes 363 amino acids. The transcript has a single exon.